Molecule: messenger RNA, 696 nt
Organism: Cuscuta campestris
Lineage: Eukaryota; Viridiplantae; Streptophyta; Magnoliopsida; Solanales; Convolvulaceae
Source: the annotation of a GenBank genome assembly
GUAGCAGAUCAGAAUCCAGCAGAAAGAGAAGAAAAGAAAAGAUGGCACAGAUGACGGUAACGGCAGAAAAUGAGAAAGUGGGAAGUUUCAGGCUGCCGAGUGGGCAUCUCAUCCCCGCGGUUGAAAGCCCAACACCCUCCACAUAAUGUCUUCACUGCUAUUGUUGAGGGUGGAUAUAGGCACGUUGAUACGGCUGCAGAGUAUGGUGUCCAGCACGAGGUCGGAACAGGACUGAAAGCGGCCAUACAAGCUGGAGUUGAGAGAAAAAAUUUGUUCAUUACUUCCAAGUUAUGGUGUACAGAGUUGUCACCCCAAAGAGUUCGCCCCGCACUCCUGGGCACACUUGAAGAGCUACAACUGGAUUAUCUCGAUCUCUAUCUGGUUCAUUGGCCAUUCCUCUUUAAGGAAGGCGCAAGCCGGCCUCCAGAGCCCGGGGAAGUCUCAGAGUUUGACAUGGAAGGGGUUUGGAGGGAGAUGGAGAAGCUGGUGACCGAUAAGCUGGUGAGGGACAUUGGGGUGUGAAGAAAAUAAUAAGAGGGAAAAUAUUCUGUAUAUUGAAUUGUUCUGCUAAGUACAAGGAGUUUCUCCUUUAUUUAUAGGAGAGGAUAAAGACCAAAACACAAAAGGAAUUCUAUUCCUACAAGGAAACAAAUCACUAAAUAUGAACAAGGAAACAAAUCAAGAGCAGUCCCACUU